Molecule: messenger RNA, 1756 nt
Organism: Pelodiscus sinensis (Chinese soft-shelled turtle)
Lineage: Eukaryota; Metazoa; Chordata; Testudines; Trionychidae
Source: RefSeq, a predicted model, not a curated record
UUAGGCUCCACUGAGAAUUUUUGGUUUGUUCCAUGACCACUAGAGCUGCAACCACUGAUAAUCAGGUCUACAUGCUUCGAUGAACUGCAGGAGCCUGUUUCUGUGGAAGAAACAGCCCAGCUUAGCAGUCAGAUUCCCCACAGAGUUGAAAUCGCGGAGUUGGACAGACCCUCCUGACUCUCCGAUCACAGUGCCGCGUGGCAGCAGAAGAUGUCGGUGCAGCACUUUGGGAAUGGCCCAACAAACAGCAGAAGAAAGAUGAAGCGCUAUUUGAUGGUUGGGCUUCUGACUGUCUUCCUGGUGGGCCUGGCCCUUUUCUUUGGACUUUUCUUCGGGCUGCGCAAUUCCCCUACAAUUCUCUACAAGAAUGCAGCUGUGGCUACAGAUGCUGAGCAGUGCUCCGUAAUUGGAAGGGACAUCCUUCAGCAAGGAGGCUCCGCCGUGGAUGCUGCCAUUGCAGCUCUGCUCUGUGUAGGCCUCAUGAAUCCACACAGUAUGGGAAUUGGCGGGGGUCUUGUCUUCACCAUCUACACCAACUCCGGACAAGCAGAAGUCAUCAAUGCAAGAGAGGUGGCUCCAAUGAAAGCAUCCGUGGGCAUGUUUGGGAACAACACAGAGCUCUCUGUCCUAGGGGGCCUGUCUAUUGCGGUGCCAGGAGAAAUUCGUGGAUAUGAUAUGGCUCAUAAGCGGCAUGGCAGGCUGCCAUGGAAAAGCCUUUUUCUGCCCAACAUCAAGCUGGCAAGAGAGGGGUUCCAAGUUGGUAAAGCACUGGCAGAUGCCUUGAAAGGAAAACAGAAGAAUAUUGAAAGCAAUCCUUCACUGUGUGAAGUGUUCUGCAAAGGAGGAAAGAUCCUACAAAAGGGGAAUGUCAUCAAAAUGCCCAAACUAGCAGAUACCUAUGAGACAUUAGCCAAUGAGGGAGCAGAUGCCUUUUAUACAGGGACCCUGGCCCAGCAAAUUGUCAAAGACAUCACAGAAGCAGGAGGCAUCGUUUCCUUGGAGGACCUUAAAAACUAUACUCCGAUCCUGACUGAAAAUCCUUUAAACAUCACGCUGGGGGAGUUCACCAUGUAUACAGCCAGUGCCCCCCUGAGUGGCCCAGUGCUAGCACUGAUCCUCAACAUACUGAAAGGAUAUAAUUUCUCCAGUGACAGUGUGUCAACCCUGGAGAAAAGGGGUCUAACUUACCACCGUAUUGUGGAGGCCUUCCGCUUCGCAUAUGCCAAGAGGACUUUACUGGGAGACCCAUUAUUUGUCGAUGUCAAGGAGGUGCUCAAGAACAUGACCUCUGAGUUCUUUGCGGAUAGCCUACGGAGGAGAAUCACUGACAAUACAACCCAUCCAGUUGACUACUAUGAGCCACAGUACUACAAUCCAGAUAAUGCCGGUACAUCCCAUCUCUCCGUUGUGGCUGAUGAUGGCAGUGCUGUGUCCGCCACCAGCACCAUCAACUUACACUUUGGCUCACAAGUUUGCUCCAACGUGAGUGGCAUCAUAUUUAAUGAUGAGAUGGAUGACUUCAGUUCACCUUUUAUUACCAAUAACUUUGGCGUCCGUCCCUCCAUUGCAAACUUCAUCAAACCAGGUAAACAGCCCCUGUCCUCCAUGUGUCCCACAAUCCUGGUGGAUAAAACAAAUAAGGUUAAGAUGGUGGUUGGUGCAGCCGGAGGAACGAAAAUCACCACAGCAACAGCACUGGUAAGUGUCACGGUGUGGGACGGAUGAGAAGACAGUCCGUAGAGGCCAGACAAGGUUG